Messenger RNA from Aspergillus puulaauensis, 465 nucleotides. RefSeq lists its product as uncharacterized. The transcript has a single exon. Bases 1 to 465 code for a protein of 154 amino acids. NCBI's taxonomy places the organism in Eukaryota, Fungi, Ascomycota, Eurotiomycetes, Eurotiales, Aspergillaceae. The record is from RefSeq and is a predicted model, not a curated record.
AUGCCGUCCAAACGCCUCCUCACAGCGAAGAAAUUCAUCUCCUACUUUGCAACCCUGGACCAGACAAUCCUCGAAUCCAUUCUGGCGGAGAAUUACUACCACCAAUUUGCACCCGCCUCAAUAAACCCACCCGGCCCAUUCGAUCGAACCGGAUUCCUGGCACACACGAGCGGAUUAACCCGGGUCAUGACAGGGUUCCCCGUCUUCGCGAAGGAGUAUAUCGAGAGUGACAGCGGGAACCAGGUUGUUGUUUGGGCGACGAGCAAGACGGAGUUCCGGGAGGAGCUAAAGGAUGAUGGGAUUGCGAGAGAGGAGUGGGAGUAUGCUGGAGAGUAUGUGUUUAUGUUUACAAUGGACGAGAGUGGAGAGAAGGUGGUGAAGUGUAUUGAAUUUUUGGACGGGGCAGCCACGCCGCGAUUGCUGGAGCUGGCGAAGAGGGCAAGGGGGAAUCUGGAGACUCAAUAG